CGAGUGAGUUGCUUCAUACUACUGUAUAUCAUCCACCCACAUCAGCAUCAUCGACCUUACCACUCGCAAUCUCAGAUCGAGUUCAGUGAAUACAAGACAGGACUCCCUAGACAACUCGAGGUAUCUUCUAUCAUGUUCUCAACCAACCGCAACCCACUUCAGCUCCUUUUCAUCCCCGUCCUCCUGAUCGUCAUCCUUUUCUUCACCUUGACCACGAACAAAGGCACCUACCCGCCCCCCGUCAAGCAGCACGACGAGCUCUCGAUUCCUUCGGACGCCGAGGACUGGGAGUUCGAUGGAGCUCUGAAGAAGAUUCAACAGGAUGCAAACGGGAUGGGCCAGGUGGAGAUUGACGUGGAGCAGGAGCAGAAAGCGGGGCGGAAGAGUAGGAAGGUUCAGCUGGACCUGACCGUAAUGAGCCGAUGCCCUGAUGCCAGGAUCUGUGAAUCUACGAUUGACAAGGUCCUCUCCGAACCUAGUGUUAUGAACAAGGUCAAUCUCACGUUGAACUAUAUCGGAAAACCUUCCAAGCAAGCCAAGUUCGGCGUCCAAUGCAUGCACGGCGACGUCGAAUGCCGAGGAAACAUCCACCAACUCUGCGUGCAAUCCACCAUCCCUGCCGUACACACUACCACCUCGCCUUCUCACAACUCGGACGGGCUCGCCCUGCAUACCAACUUCCCGGUCAUGUCCUUUGUCUCGGCUCAAAACUACUAUGACCCCCGAAAGAUCGGACAAGAGGAUUACGCCAAGGAUAACCUAAAGGCGGUCGGGUAUGACUGGGAAGAAUCGGGUGUGGGAAAGUGCGUGGAGGAAGAGGGGAAGAGGUUGUUGGAGGACAGCGUGGUCAGGACGAGGGACGUCUUGAAAUCUAGCAAGAGCUGCACGAUCUUGAUCGAGGGUGAGCAGCGGUGUGUGCAUGAUGGGUCUUGGUACGAUUGCGAUGACGGACAUGAGGUUGGUGAUUUCGUCAGGAGCAUCGAGAAGGCUUGGAAGAAGCUUCAAGACUGAGUACAAGGCACAGGAACAACGACAUUGUAGCAUAUCACCCGUGUAUACUAUUCGAAGAUGAAGUCCCGUGUCCGAGUA
This is a messenger RNA of Filobasidium floriforme, 1089 nucleotides long. RefSeq lists its product as uncharacterized. NCBI's taxonomy places the organism in Eukaryota, Fungi, Basidiomycota, Tremellomycetes, Filobasidiales, Filobasidiaceae. Gene Ontology annotation, molecular function: oxidoreductase activity, acting on a sulfur group of donors, disulfide as acceptor. The record is from RefSeq and is a predicted model, not a curated record. The transcript has 5 exons. Bases 133 to 1011 code for a protein of 292 amino acids.